Messenger RNA from Cryptomeria japonica (Japanese cedar), 3448 nucleotides. RefSeq names its product pentatricopeptide repeat-containing protein At1g11290, chloroplastic. The coding region runs from base 482 to 3019 and encodes 845 amino acids. The transcript has a single exon. NCBI's taxonomy places the organism in Eukaryota, Viridiplantae, Streptophyta, Pinopsida, Cupressales, Cupressaceae. The record is from RefSeq and is a predicted model, not a curated record. Gene Ontology annotation, molecular function: RNA binding; zinc ion binding; protein binding. Gene Ontology annotation, biological process: RNA modification.
AAGAGAUUAUUCCUGUAACUCUUCUUACUCUAACAACGAAUAACACAGGGAUCAAAGAGUAUUUGUGCUAAAAUUCGAGAUUCAAUCAGAUUGGUAUUCCGUUUCCGAACGAUGCGAUUCUUGGAAUUUGCUUGUAACUUGAUUUCCUGCUAUCACUAUGUCGACGGAGGUGCAGCACUUGCGAAGCUCUGCAUUUUCAUGGCGUGGACAGAUUUUCCUGUUUCCUCUGUCAUGGCGAGUUAUAUUAUGGUGAGUAUCAUGUAUGAAGAGGACUGUGGUGUUUUAAAAGCACUGAAAACCUAAUCAUUCUUAUGUAUGUAUUCUGGUUGUUUUCGAAUGUUAGUGUUUGUUUAGUUUUGAAAGAUGGCACUCCUAGAUUAUUACCCUCGACGGUUUUCUUUCAUUUGAAACUUGCUUUCGAAAGGGUAGAUGCAGACUGAUUAACAAUGCACAUUUUCCAUGCUCCAACCACAAUCAUAAAAUGCCAUUGCCAUUCACGACUCAUCUAAAUCUGAUUGCAUUAUGUAGAGAGGGUAAGUUGAAGGAUGCGCUUCAUACUCUGCUUACUACACACACCCCCCCUGAAGACUACUUUACAUACCUUCAAUUAUUGCAUACCUGUAUUCUCGAGAACGCACUUUCACAAGGGAAGACUGUACACUCUUUCAUCACUCACAGGCGAUUUGCAUUUGUUACAAGCACAACUUUUCGUAAUAAGCUUAUUUACAUGUAUGUCAAAUGCGGAAGUUUGGUAGAUGCCCGUAAAGUGUUUGACAACAUGAAACAACGAGAUAAUCCCUCAUGGAAUAUUAUUAUUGCAGCUUACAGAAGACAUGGGCAUCCUCACGAGGCAGUCACACUGUUUCACCUUAUGCAACAAACGGGUUUCCAACCCGAUCAGUUUACAUUUGCUAGCGUGCUUCCAGCCUGUGCCAAAAUGGGAGCUUUGGAACAGGGCAUGGACAUCCAUAAAAGCAUAAAGGAUAGAGGAAUCUUGUCAGAUGUAGUCGAAAAUGCUCUGGUAGACAUGUAUGCAAAAUGUGGGAGCAUAGACAAGGCACGGCAACUGUUUGACAGAAUGCCUCAAAGAGAUGUCGUCUCAUGGAAUGCAAUGAUUGCAGGAUAUGCACAAAAUGGAUUUGGCGAAAAGGCUUUAGAAACUUUCAAGCAAAUGGAAUUGGCAGGUGUAAAACCAAAUUCCACAACCUUUGCUAGUGUCCUCCCAGCCUGUGCCAAAAUGGGAGCUCUGAAGCAGGGUAUGGACAUCCAUAAAAGUGUGAAGGAUAGAGGAAUUUUGUCAGAUGUUGUAGUUGCAACUGCCCUGGUAGACAUGUAUGCAAAAUGUGGAAGCACAGACAAGGCCCGUGAACUGUUUGACAAAAUACCUCAAAAAAAUGUUGUCUCAUGGAAUUGCAUGAUCGCAGGAUACGGAAAAUGUGGAAGCUUAGACAAGGCACGUGAACUGUUUGAUAGAAUGCCUCAAAGAAAUUUGAUCUCAUGGAAUGCCAUGAUCGCAGCAUAUGCACAAAAUGGAUCUGUUGGAAAGGCUUUAGAAACUUUAAAGCAAAUGCAAUUGGCAGGUGUAAAGCCAGACUCCGCAACCUUCGCCAGCAUUCUACAUGCUUGUGCCAAAAUGGGAGCUUUGGGACAGGGUAUGGACAUCCAUCAAAGCAUAAAGGAUAGAAGAAUUUUGUCAGAUGUUGUAGUUGCAACUGCUUUGGUAGACAUGUAUGCAAAAUGUGGAAGCUUAGAAAUGGCACGUGAACUGUUUGACAAAAUGCCUCAAAGAAAUGUCAUCUCAUGGAAUGCCAUGAUCGCAGGAUAUGUACAAAAUGGAUUUGUUGAAAAGGCUUUAGAAACGUUCAAGCAUAUGCAAUUCUCAGGAAUAAAGCCAGAUGCUGCAACCUUCGUGAGCAUACUCCCUGCCUGUGCCAAAAUGGGAGCUUUAGAACAGGGUAUGGACAUCCAUCAAAGAAUAAAAGAUAGAGGAAUUUUGUCAGAUGUUGUAGUUGCAACUGGCCUAGUAGACAUGUAUGCAAAAUGUGGAAGCAUAGACAAAGCACGUGAACUUUUCGACAGAAUGCCUCGAAGAGAUGUCAUCUCAUGGAAUGCAAUGAUUGCAGGAUAUGCACAAAAUGGAUUUUGCAAGGACGCUCUCAAAAUCUUUGAAUUAAUGAAGUUCUCUGGACCAUAUCCUGACAUUACAAGCUUUGCUUCUGUUCUAUUUGCAUGCAGCCAUGCAGGUUUAGUAGGUGAAGGCUGUGUAUACUUCAGUCACAUAAGUAACCCUUAUUGCAUUACACCUACAAUUGAUCAUUAUGUAUGUAUGGUUGACCUUCUUGCCCGUGCUGGCUAUCUUGAAGAGACCUUAAACUUUAUCAUUAAGAUGCCAGUAAAACCUGUGGUUGUUGUGUGGAUUUGUUUUCUUGGUGCCUGUGGAUCACAUAUGAAUAUAGGCUUAGGAGUAUAUACAGCGAUGCUGCUUUUUGAUUUGGAUUCUAAAAAUGUUGCGACUUAUGUUCUUCUCUCAAACAUCUACGCAGACGUGGGCUGGUGGGCUGAAGUUCAAAUGGUUAGGAGAUUGAUGAAAGAUAGAGGAAUUAAAAAGAUUCCUGGUUGUAGUUGGAUUGAAAUCCAUAAAAAAGUACAUGCUUUUUGUGUAGGAGACAAAUCACAUCCACAGACACGGAAGAUCUAUGCAAAGUUGGAGAAAUUGGCUGGAGAGAUGAAGGCAGCAGGGUAUUUUCCAGAUUCAAAACAUUUUCUUAGUGAUGUAGAAAAGGAAGAAAAAGAAAUAUUUCUCUGUUAUCAUAGUGAAAAGUUGGCAAUUGCUUUUGGUUUGUUAAACACACCCUCUGGAACAACUAUUAGAGUUGUUAAGAAUCUUCGAGCAUGUAUUGAUUGUCACACUGCAACGAAAUUUAUCUCCAAAAUUGCCGCAAGAGAAAUUAUUGUGAGAGAUGCCAACCGUUUCCAUCAUUUUAAACAGGGAGAAUGCUCUUGUGGAGAUUAUUGGUGAUGUUAAAUGAAGCAAUCUGAAAUAAUAGUAAUAUAUACCACCUCAGACCUUCAUUGCACCCUAUACAUUUUAAUUUCGUUUCGAGUAUUUGACGAUAUAGACUAUGCUGUUUGGCUUCAAAAAAUUAGAUGCAUAGAAUGCAAUGCAUGUCACUGCAUCUAUACACUGUUGGGUAUCUGCCAAAGGCGUGUUUAUGAUAACAUGAACAUUUCAUCAAAUUUAUUUUUAAAAAACCUGCAUAUGUUUGAAAUGACAAACUGCAGGUGGUGGAGAAAGGAUAAAAAACAAAACAUGAGGAACACUAAAAAGUAAAUGGAAAGAUGCUUAAUCAGCAUGAAAUGGAAGGGAAGGGCUCACAAUCACCCUUACAAUUUUCAAUUGUUCUUCUGUUGAAUUAAUUGUAUCAUCUUUUGUCCAUGUCAAGGGAAC